Molecule: messenger RNA, 1449 nt
Organism: Ornithorhynchus anatinus (platypus)
Lineage: Eukaryota; Metazoa; Chordata; Mammalia; Monotremata; Ornithorhynchidae
Gene: SLC10A4
Product: solute carrier family 10 member 4
Exons: 3
Coding region: 1-1044 (347 amino acids)
Biological process (GO): bile acid and bile salt transport
Cellular component (GO): membrane
Molecular function (GO): bile acid:sodium symporter activity
Source: RefSeq, a predicted model, not a curated record
AUGUCGGGGUCCGGGGCGGUCCCGCCGAGCGCGGGUGUGAGCGUGUUGGUGGGGGCCGCCCUGGCCGUGGCCAUGCUGGGGCUGGGCUGCAGCGUAGAGCCCGGCCGGCUGGGGGAGCCGGUGCGCCGCCCCCUGGGUCCGGGGUUGGCCCUGCUGGGCCAGUUUCUGCUGCUGCCGCUGCUGGCCUGCGGGCUGGCGCUGGCCUGCGCCCUCGACGAGGUCGCCGCCGUGGCCGUGCUGCUCUGCGGCUGCUGCCCCGGAGGGACCCUCUCCAACCUCAUGACCCUGCUGGUCGACGGGGACAUGAACCUCAGCGUUGUGAUGACCAUCUCCUCCACGCUGCUGGCUCUGCCGCUCAUGCCGCUCUGCCUGUGGGCCUUCAGCCGCCCCUGGAUCAACACGCCCCUGGUGCGCCUCCUGCCCCUGGGCGCCGUCACCCUGACCCUGUGCUGCACCCUCCUGCCCAUCGGCCUGGGGGUCUUCAUCCGCUACAAGUUCAGCAGGGCCGCCGACUUCUUGCUUAAGGUCUCCCUGUGGUCUCUGCUGGUGAGCCUGGUGAUUCUCUUCAUCGUGACCGGCACCAUGCUGGGGCCCGAGCUGCUGGCCAGCAUCCCCGCCACCGUCUACAUGAUAGCCAUCUUCAUGCCGCUGGCCGGCUACGGCCUGGGCUACGGCCUGGCCUCCCUGUUCCGCCUCCCUCCCAGCAGCAGGAGGACCGUGUCCCUGGAGAUGGGGAGCCAGAAUGUGCAGCUCUGCACGGCCAUCCUGAAACUCACCUUCCCCCCGCAUCUCGUGGGGAGCAUGUACAUGUUUCCCCUGCUUUAUGCUCUGUUCCAGGCGGCCGAGGCCGGGCUUUUUGUGCUGGCCUAUAAGAUGUUCGGGAGGGAGGACUCGCAGAAGCAGGACCGCCUCGACGAAGAGGAGGAUACAAAUAUUUCUUACAAGAAGCUCAAAGAGGAGGAAAUGGCAGACACCUCCUACGGUACAGUGACCGUGGACACUCCUGGUUCUAUAAUGAUGACACCCACCCAGACGUCGCUGUAGAGGACCCCCGAAGGCCUUCCCCAUCCCCUUUCCCCGCCCUCCCUCUCCCUCCAUCUGUCGUAGAGAGUUCACGAUAUCCCUCCUGCACCCACUUCCUCGCGGGUUAGACCAGAACAGUGGCCAUCACAACAGGCUAAACGGGUCACACCGUGGCGAAGCAGAGAUGCUCUGAUGUAGUUAAACCGAAAGCCCCGGGAGGCGGCUGCCAGCUCUAAUAAAGCUCUCCUUAGCAGAAGCCCAGACUCUUUGAAACCGGGAAGCUAUUAGAAGAAGCAUGGCCCUCCCAAACCCAACAUCUUUGCGCACUCGGCGCAAGCUGUAUUUGGAAUAGAUAAUUGAGUUUCAAGCGUUUCAUUCAUUGUGAAAAAAGUGUGUGUCGUGCAGCUUAUAAAUACAUGAGGAAAA